CAUCUCAAUGAAUUUUAUAUAUAGAUGUCCGUGUUUCUCAGCCUUGAAUGCACUUUGAAUCCCAAUAGCUCCUUUAGCUUUCUUUUUCCCUCCGGUUUUAUGAAAAUAAGGAUGGCUGCUCACAUCCUUGUACUUGCCCUUCUCGCAGUCACUUGUUCUCUCACACAUGCCUAUGACCCCAGUCCCUUGCAAGACUUCUGUGUUGCCAUACUAGAACCAAAACCACCAGUAUUUGUAAAUGGGUUCUUGUGUAAGGACCCAAAGAUGGUGCAAGCUGAUGAUUUCUUCUUCAGUGGACUAGACAGGCCGGGCAACACUUCAAAUAAGGUUAGGUCCAAGGUUACAUUAGUCACCGUGAAUCAGCUACCCGGACUCAACACUCUCGGUAUAUCCCUUGUCCGCAUCGACAUUGAACCUUACGGUGUCAAUUCUCCUCACGAGCAUCCACGGGCUUCAGAGAUCUUGACUGUCAUAGAGGGCACACUCUACGCUGGGUUCGUCACCUCCAACCCUGACAAUCGCCUCAUAACAAAGAUCCUAAAUAAGGGUGAUGUGUUCGUCUUCCCAAAAGGCCUCAUUCACUUCCAAUUCAACAUUGGCAAAACCCAUGCGGUUGCAAUCGCCAGUCUUAGCAGCCAGUUCCCUGGUGUCAUGACCAUAUCUAAUGCUGUCUUCGGUUCGAAGCCGCCUAUCUCGGAUGAUGUUCUCGCAAAGGCCUUCCACGUGGACAGCAAAGUGAUUGAUUUACUCAAGGCACAGUUCUAGAUAAUUAAACAGUUAAAUAUGUUAUCCCCAGAUAAGAAAUGUUUUCUUAACCUAUUAUAAUAAAAACUUUCUGCUUGAAUAAGUCAGCUUAAUAAUAAGAGGUUUUAUUUGGUUGGUUUGAGAAA
Molecule: messenger RNA, 890 nt
Organism: Magnolia sinica
Lineage: Eukaryota; Viridiplantae; Streptophyta; Magnoliopsida; Magnoliales; Magnoliaceae
Product: putative germin-like protein 2-1
Exons: 2
Coding region: 25-765 (246 amino acids)
Cellular component (GO): cell wall
Molecular function (GO): manganese ion binding
Source: RefSeq, a predicted model, not a curated record